AUGUGUCUCAACUGGCGAAGGACCGAAGGAUCCACACCACCCUUGCAAAACUGGACCCAACUACGAUCUCGCACAGGUGACGGCACGGCCGACAACACAGACCAUGAAACCAUCGACGAGCUAGGGAAGACAGGACAAGGCCACCGGCCUCCAACCCCCAGUGAACGCCCGGCACCAGAAACGUGGCAUUUGCUGUCGGCCGGCAGAUCCAAUGCACCACGGACACGGCCCGCCCAGGUUUUUUUAUCCCGGCGCCGGGAUACCAUGAAGCCUGGAUACAGCAGCAGCGAAAGACGCGCGCCAGGCCCCCGGGCGAGGCCCCUUCGAGAUUGCGACCCAAAACUGCUGUGUAUGGAUUUACAUAUAAAACAGAGAUAUCAUAACUUCAUUCAGUACAGGAUUGACAAGCUGUACUGGGGCUCUAUGGAUAAUUCCUGGAUGGAAGGAAUCUUGAACAGGGUACCAUGUCACCUGAAGAUGCUAACCACAUCCACUGAGGUUCUCAAAAAUGAGAUAAGAGAUGAUUAUCUACUGAGUGCCAAGAAAGCUAUUGUGGACUUUUUGCUGCAUGACCUGAAAGAGAUGAAAGAUCAGAAAGAAGAAACACUUCCAUCUCACAGACAAGAGAUGGCAGUUAUACCCAAACCAUGGAGGGCAUCUUUCGACGAAGCACUAAAUGAGAUGAGCUACAAUCUCCAUGCCUUCAACCCCAUUAUGCAGUCUGUGAUGAGUCUGUGGCAUAUGUCCUUCAAGGAUUUACGUCUUCUUGAUGUAACAGAGUUCCAUACACAAGAGGAGGCUUUGGAGCUCUUUGGCUUUCAGCAGAUUGUCAGCCAACACAUUGAAAGUGCUCAGGCCAUCCUGCUAAACAAGUGGUAUCCUGAGGUCCAACAAAUCUGCUCACAGGGAAGCCGAAACAGCUUAAUACCCAAAAGUACUGAUCCAUCACGGCUGCAGUUUUUCUUCAACUGUGUAGCUGCGCUAAUGUCUUUUCAUCUCCAGUGUCUGGCCCUGGAGUCAAUUUAUGACUACACACACCUGAUAGUUCCAGAUCCACAUUCAGUCAAAGCCUAUAAGCAUUCUGGAUUUGUGCUGCGACUGAUUGUGAAGCAGAACAAUAUUGUAUUCGAGCCAGAAUUUAAGGACUUUGAGGCCAUUUUGCUGAAUGUCUAUGACUCUAUGUUGACAUGCAUCAGCUGCGUGCCUCGAGUUGAGACAAAUAUGUACUCCAAAUGGCCAGGCACAGAGGACACCAAAAUCCUAAAACCCAUCAUCCUGCCUGAGAUCUUGCAGGCACAUAAGGAUGAAAUUCAGCAGGUGAUAAAUGAGGAGAGCAUUUUGCCAACUGAACAUGUGCAUCUGUAUGAUAAAUUUGCUCUGCUGGUAUCACAAGAGGCCAAUCAGGAUGUAGAGCAGUUCCUGACAGAGGAACACUCCUACCAGGACUUAAUAACGGAGGCAACACGCUACCAGCAGAUGGCUGAUGAGAUCCAGCAUGACUACUGCAAGAUCUUGCGCAUUGGUAUGUUUGAAGUACACUGCCAGGAGCUUAUCCGUGUACUAGUAAAUCGUGCGGAGGGACUCAGGGAGAAACUUGUCGCCCGUCUGCUAAAGGACCACCAGACUUGCAGUAAAAAAUUAUGUGAAAAAUUUGAGGAGAUCCAAGCAAAAGCAAAGAGCAUUCCUUCAAACACACAAGAGCUUAUGGCUCUUAAGGACUACAUCAGUAAUAUUAAAAUUGAUGAGAUUCCCAAACUGCAGCUUCAGCUCAGAGAUUGCAGCAAUCGUAUCUGCUUCUUGGCUGGUUAUGGGCUUUCUGCACUGGAUAUAAACCUGAACAAGAAGACCUUCCAUUGUUACAUGAGCAUGCCAUUCACCUUUGCUAAGCACGAGGAGAUUGUUACAGAGAAAACCGUGGAAUUACAGGAACUCCUCAAGCUGCGGUGCAAGAAGUUUGUGGAGGAACUAGAAGGCUAUGCCGUGGAGGUGGAGGAUUUUACCACUUUUGGGGACCUGUCUCAACUCAGCGUGUAUCUGAAAAUGGCUCAGUUGCUCAAUUCCAGGCUGGAGACUGCCAUGGAGAAAAUUGACAGUUUUAACAUGGAAGAAGAAUCGUUUGGAUGGCCCAUCACCCAGUACCCGCUGCGGAAGAUAAUCCAAGACCAACUACAACCCUACCUUCGCAUGUACCAGACCGCUGCAGAGUUUCAGACUGAUCAUCGUCGGUGGAUUAGAGGCUCCCUCACAUCCAUCAACCCUGACAAGGUGGAGGGUGAUGUCAGCAACUACUGGCGCUCAUUCAACAAGCUGGAAAAAGGUUUACACGACUCAACAAUGGCUCUUCAGCUCAUUUCUCAAGUCAAGACUCAAGUUGAGGACUUCAAACAGCAUAUUCCCUUAGUUCAGGUGCUGUGUAAUCCAGGAUUGCGAGACCGCCACUGGGCGACCAUGUCAACCAUUGUUGGUUUUCCCCUGAAGCCCUUGGAAAAGGAUGCGCACAUGUCCCACUUCAUUUCUAUGCACCUUGAGGAACACUUGCCCAAAUUUGAAAGCAUCAACGAAGCAGCCAGCAAAGAGUACUCACUGGAGAAGGCCAUGGAGCGCAUGGUUGAGGAAUGGGCAGAAAUUAACUUCAACCUGCAGCCUUACCGUGAGUCUGGCACAUUUAUCCUGUCCUCGGUGGACGAGAUCCAGAUGCUGCUAGAUGAUCAUAUAGUCAAGACACAAACGAUGCGCGGCUCAUCCUUCAUUAAACCCUUUGAGGCAGAGAUACUAGACUGGGAGGGCAAGCUGCUGCUGCUGCAGAAUAUUUUAGACGAGUGGCUGAAGGUGCAGUGCACAUGGCUCUACCUGGAGCCCAUUUUCAGUUCUCCAGACAUCAUGGCCCAGAUGCCAGAGGAGGGACGUUGCUUCACCACAGUUGAUAAAAUCUGGAGGGACCUCAUGAAACAAGUCAAUGUGGACACCAGCGUCUUGACUGUGGUUGGCAUCAAUAAGAUGUUUGAAAACCUUCAGAGAAGCACAGAGCUCCUGGAACUUAUCCUGAAAGGCCUGAACAUAUACCUGGAACAGAAGAGACUCUUCUUCCCUCGCUUCUUCUUUCUGUCCAAUGAUGAGCUACUAGAGAUUCUGUCUGAGACGAAAGACCCAACCAGAGUUCAGCCUCACCUGAAAAAGUGUUUUGAGGGCAUUGCCAGAGUUGUGUUUACUGAUGAGCUGGACAUCACACACAUGAAGAGCAGCGAGGGAGAGAUGGUGGAACUGGUGGACAUCAUCUCUACUUCUGAAGCCCACGGCCAAGUCGAGAUUUGGCUCUCCCAGCUGGAGAGUGGCAUGCUGAAAUCGCUACACAAGGUGAUAACUGAGGCGCUUGAGGCGUACCCUAAAGAUCAGCGUAAUGACUGGGUGAGAGCCUGGCCAGGUCAGACAGUACUGUGUGUGUCUCAGGUAUACUGGACCAAACACAUCCAUGAAGCCUUGGCAAAGGGACCACAGGCUCUGAAGGCCUAUUUGGAUCAGAACAACAAACAGAUCGAGGACAUAGUAGGGCUCGUACGUGGGAAACUGUCCAAACAGAACCGAGUGACUCUGGGAGCGUUGGUUGUGUUGGAUGUGCACGCACGUGAUGUUUUGGCCUCGCUUGUUCAUCUCGGUGUAGACGACGAGAACAACUUUGAGUGGCUCAGCCAGCUGCGCUAUUACUGGAUUGAGGACCAACUCCAGACCAAAAUGAUUAAUGCCGGCCUGGCUUAUGGCUAUGAGUACUUGGGUAACACACCACGUUUGGUCAUUACCCCUCUCACUGAUCGCUGUUACAGAACACUUUUUGGAGCGCUGCACCUGCAUUUAGGAGGAGCUCCUGAAGGCCCAGCAGGUACAGGGAAAACUGAGACUACUAAAGAUCUGGCCAAGGCUGUGGCUAAGCAGUGUGUCGUCUUCAACUGCUCUGAUGGCCUUGACUACAUUGCCCUUGGAAAGUUCUUCAAGGGCUUGCUAGCUUGUGGUGCUUGGGCAUGCUUUGACGAGUUCAAUCGUAUUGACCUGGAGGUGUUGUCUGUGGUGGCACAACAAAUUUUCACCAUUCAGAGAGGAAUCGCAAACCAUUGCGAGAUGCUGAUGUUUGAGGGUACAGAGUUAAAGCUCGACCCGACUUGCGCUGUCUUCAUCACUAUGAAUCCUGGAUAUGCUGGCCGCUCUGAACUGCCUGAUAACUUGAAGGCCCUGUUCCGCCCUGUGGCCAUGAUGGUGCCAGAUUACGCCCUGAUCGCUGAGAUUGUGCUGUACUCUUGUGGUUUUGUAACCGCUCGACCGCUCUCAAGAAAGAUUGUGGCCACGUAUCGCCUCUGCUCCGAGCAGCUGUCCUCUCAGAGCCACUAUGAUUAUGGUAUGAGGGCCGUCAAAUCUGUCCUCACCGCUGCUGGAAACGUGAAGCUUAAGUAUCCGGACGAGAAUGAGGACAUUCUUCUGCUGAGGUCCAUCAUCGAUGUAAACCUUCCUAAAUUUUUGGCCCAUGACCUGCCACUGUUUGAGGGAAUCACUUCAGAUCUUUUCCCUGGUAUAAAACUGCCCAAAUCGGACUACACUGUCCUGCUGGAGGCCAUAAGCGAGAACUGUGAGAAGAUGAACCUGCAGAUGUCCGAUUUCUUUACAGAGAAGAUCCUGCAGAUUUUUGAGAUGAUGAUAGUGCGUCAUGGCUUCAUGAUGGUGGGAGAACCAUUUGGAGGGAAGACAUGUGCCUAUCGAGUCCUCGCUGGUGCCUUGCAUGAUGUCUGUGAAAAGGGUCUGAUGGAUGAAAACAAGGUUCAGAUCACUGUUAUCAACCCCAAGUCUAUCACAAUGGGUCAGCUGUAUGGUCAGUUUGACCCUGUCUCUCACGAGUGGUCAGAUGGUAUACUUGCUGUGAGCUACAGAGACUUCGCCACCUCUCAGACUCCAGACAGGAAGUGGUUGAUCUUUGAUGGCCCUGUGGAUGCUGUGUGGAUUGAGAACAUGAACACAGUACUUGAUGACAAUAAGAAACUGUGCCUGAUGAGUGGUGAGAUCAUCCAAAUGUCUCCUCAAAUGAGCCUCAUUUUUGAACCCAUGGAUCUGGAGGUGGCUUCACCUGCCACGGUGUCUCGGUGUGGAAUGAUUUACAUGGAGCCUCAUAUGCUGGGCUGGAGGCCGUUAAUGAUCUCCUGGCUCAACACCCUGCCAUCCACACUAAGCAGCACGCAUAAAGACCUAAUCGCUGGCCUCUUCGACCGCAUGCUUCCCCCCUGUUUACAGCUUAUACGCAAAGGGACCAAGGAGCUGUCUCCAACAUCAGACACCAACCUUGCACGCUCCCUUAUGAACCUGAUGGAUUGCAUGAUGGACGAGUUUAAAGAUGAAAGCCAGAUGAAGGGCAUGAGCGAGAGAGAUGUGUGCUCCUGGCUUGAGGGUAUUUUUGUGUUCUGCCUGGUGUGGUCGGUGGGUGCCACCUGCACAGAGCCUGGGAGAGUAAAGUUUGAUGGUCUAGUAAGGGAGCUUCUUAUAGGUGCUCUGUCUGAGAACACAAGAGCAAGUCAUGGCAUCCUGGAGGAAAUAGAGGCACCCAGCAAGCAGCUCACAGUGCCCUUACCUGCUGAGGGGUCUCUCUAUGAUUAUUACUUCAUCAAAAAGGGUCCAGGCAGAUGGGAGAUGUGGAUCGAACAGCUAAAGCAGGCACCACGGAUCCCCAAGGAUGUGCAGUUCAAUGAGAUCAUCGUUCCCACAGCAGAUACAGUGCGCUAUACAACUCUGAUGGAGAUGCUAACCACACACCAGAAGUGCACCAUUUUUGUGGGGCCCACAGGAACUGGCAAGAGCGUGUACAUCACAGACUUUUUGUUAAAGCGGCUCAACAAGGAUAUAUACAAUCCUUUGCUCAUCAACUUUUCAGCCCAAACCUCAGCCGCUCAGACUCAGAAUAUCAUCAUGUCCAAGCUGGACAAACGGCGCAAAGGAGUAUUUGGUGCCCCAGUCGGACAAAAGAUGGUGGUAUUUGUGGAUGAUGUGAAUAUGCCAGCAAGAGAGACAUACGGUGCUCAGCCUCCUGUGGAGCUUCUGCGCCAGUGGCUGGACCACUGGAACUGGUAUGACAUGAAGGACUGUUCCACAAUCCACCUGGUAGACAUCCAGCUGAUGUGUGCCAUGGGGCCUCCUGGUGGUGGAAGAAGCCCAGUGACACCUCGCUUCCUCCGGCAUUUUAAUACAGUAACAAUAAAUGAAUUUGAUGACAAGACCAUGCAAACAAUUUUCUUCAGAAUUCUGGAUUGGCACUUAACUAUACGAUAUCCCUUUCCUGCAGCAUUUGCCAUACUCACAACUCAGAUCGUGGGUGUGACCCUGGCAGUGUAUCAGUGGGCAACUAAGAACUUGCUGCCUACUCCAGACAAGUCACAUUAUCUUUUCAACCUGCGGGAUUUCUCCCGUGUCAUCCAGGGAAUUUGUUUAUCUUGCCCAGAGAGUGCAGAUGACCCCAAAGCUAUUAAACGCUUAUGGGUGCAUGAGGUCCAGAGAGUUUUUUAUGACCGCUUGGUUGACCCAUCAGACCGUAAAUUGAUGGUGGAUUUCUUGGAAAUGAUUUGCAAGUCUCAACUAAAGGAGGAUUUCCAUCAGCUCUUCAAGCACCUCGACUUUGAUUCUGAUGGACGCGUAACUGAAGAUGACUUGCGCAGCCUUAUGUUCUGUGACUUUCACGACACACAGGGUGACCGAAACUACCUUGAGGUUAAUGAUCUCAAUCAUCUACGGCGGGUGGUUGAGACCCAUUUAGAGGACUUUAACAACAUCAGCAAGGCUCCCAUGAAACUUGUACUCUUCCGAUUUGCCAUUGAGCACGUCUGUAGGAUUUCUCGUAUCCUAAAACAGCCACGGGGUCAUGCACUCCUGGUUGGUGUUGGAGGCAGUGGUCGGCAGUCCCUGACUCGGCUGGCGGCUCACAUGGCUGAAGCUGAGCUCUUUCAGGUGGAAAUCUCAAAGAGUUACGGCAUGACAGAAUGGCGUGAUGACCUUAAACAAAUUAUGCGCAAAUCAACAUUCGGGGAUACCCAUGGAGUCUUCCUUUUCACCGACACUCAAAUUAAGAUGGAGUCGUUCCUUGAAGAUGUUAGCAAUUUGCUCAACACCGGUGAAGUUCCCAAUCUCUUCGCUGUGGACGAGAAGCAAGAGAUCUGUGAACGUAUGCGGGCUGUGGAUCGCCAGCGAGACCGGGAGAAGCAGACAGAUGGAAGUUCUCUGGCACUGUUUAACAUGUUUGUAGAACGAUGUCGUAGUCAGUUGCAUGUGGUUCUGGCCAUGAGUCCAAUAGGUGACGCCUUCCGAGGACGUCUGCGUCGUUUUCCUGCACUUAUCAACUGCUGCACCAUAGACUGGUUCCAGAGCUGGCCCGAUGAUGCUCUACAGGCUGUGGCAUCUCGGUUCCUGGAGGAAACCGAGAUGACAGAUGAUGUCCGCACUGGCUGCAUAGAUAUGUGCCAGAAAUUUCACACUUCCACCAUCAAUCUUUCAAAAUGCUUUUUGGUUGAGCUACAGCGCCACAACUACGUCACCCCAACUUCCUACCUGGAGCUCAUCUCCACCUUUAAAGUCCUGCUGGAGUCCAAGAGAGCUGAGGUAAUGCAGCUGAAAGAACGCUAUGAAGUUGGCCUGGAAAAGCUAAACUCUGCUUCUGCUCAAGUGGACAUCAUGAAAUUUAACCUAGAGGCGCUCCAGCCUGAGCUCCAUCUGGCUAGCAAAAAAGUGGAUGAAAUAAUGGUGGUGGUUAAGCGUGAAUCUGUGGAGGUGACCAAGAAAGAGAAGGUUGUUAGUGUGGAAGAAGCAGAGGCAAAUGAAAAGGCCACAGCUGCCAAGGCCAUCAAAGAUGAGUGUGAUGCAGACUUGGCUGUUGCUAUGCCCAUCCUGCAGGCAGCUAUGUCCGCACUUGAUACACUUACUCAACAGGAUAUUACGCUGGUGAAGUCCAUGAAAAACCCUCCAGCUGGAGUCAAACUCGUGAUGGAGGCCAUUUGUAUCCUCAAAGGCAUAAAACCUGACCGCAUUCCUGAUCCUUCCACCCCGGGCAAAAAAAUUGAGGACUUCUGGGGCCCAGCCAAGAAGCUUCUAGGUGAUAUGAAGUUCCUCCAGAGUCUGCAUGACUACAAUAAAGACAACAUUCCACCUGCUUACAUGACGAUCAUCCGCAACAAAUAUAUCUCCAACCCUGACUUUGUCCCAGAGAAAAUCCGGUCAGCAUCCACUGCAGCUGAGGGCCUUUGCAAGUGGGUCUGUGCUAUGGAUGCUUACGACAAGGUUGCGAAAGUUGUGGCUCCUAAGCAAGAGAGGUUUAAGGAAGCAGAUGCUCAAGUGAGGCUAGCCACAGAGAUCGUCAGAAAAAAGCAGGCAGCUCUAAAAGAGGUCCUGGAUAAAUUGGAGAAACUUCAAAACACUUAUGAGGACAACAAGAACCAGAAAACAGAACUGGAAAAUCAAGUGGCCCUGUGUAGUAAGAAGCUGGAGAGAGCAGAACAGCUGACUGGCGGUUUAGGAGGAGAGAAGACACGUUGGACUGAGACAGCACAGAGCCUGGGAGAACUCUACAUCAAUCUAACUGGAGAUAUUCUCAUCUCCGCUGCUAUAGUAGCCUACCUCGGAGUUUUUACAUUGAGUUAUAGACAGAGUGCUACAGAAGAAUGGAUCGAGCUGUGUAAGGCCAGAGGGAUCCCCUGCUCUAAAAUUGUGUCCAUGAAGCGUUCUUUGGGAAAUCCUGUAAAAAUCAGAAGCUGGAACAUCGCUGGUCUUCCAUCGGAUAGUUUCUCCAUUGACAGUGCCAUCAUUAUCUCGAAUGCAAGGCGUUGGCCUCUGAUGAUCGACCCACAGGGCCAAGCAAACAAGUGGGUAAAGAAUAUGGAGAAGGACAACAACCUGUUUGUUAUCAAGCUGAGUGACAGUGACUAUGUGAGAACACUGGAGAACUGCAUUAAUUUUGGCAAGCCAGUGCUGCUAGAAAAUGUAGGCGAGGAGUUGGACCCCAUUCUUGAGCCUUUACUGCUGAAGCAGACGUUUAAGCAGGGUGGGAGUGUGUGUAUCCGGCUGGGAGACUCCACCAUAGAGUACUCACCAGACUUCCGCUUCUACAUUACAACCAAACUACGCAACCCACACUAUCUGCCUGAGACUUCAGUCAAGGUGACACUUCUGAACUUCAUGAUCACACCUGAGGGAAUUCAAGACCAGCUGCUAGGUAUAGUAGUGGCUAGAGAGAGGCCAGAUCUAGAGGAGCAGAAACAAGCCCUCAUCCUGCAGGGAGCUGAAAACCAGAGAAUGCUUCAGGAGCUUGAAGACAAGAUCUUAAAAGUACUCUCGUCAUCUGAAGGAAACAUCCUGGAGGACGAGGCGGCUAUAGAGAUUCUCUCCUCCUCCAAAGAGCUGGCUAAUGAAAUUUCAAAGAAGCAAGCCGCGGCUGAGGUGACAGAAAAGGAGAUUGAUGAAACACGUUUGGGCUACACACCCAUCGCUGUCCACUCUGGCAUCUUGUUCUUCUCCAUUGCUGAUCUUGCAAACAUUGAACCCAUGUACCAGUACUCACUCGGCUGGUUCAUCAAUCUCUUUAACUCAUCCAUCGACAACUCGGACAAGAGCAAUUUUCUACAGCAGAGAUUGCAGAUCUUAAAAGACCAUUUCACCUACUCGCUUUAUGUCAAUGUGUGCCGAUCACUCUUCGAGAAAGACAAACUGCUCUUCUCCUUCUGUCUCAGUGUCAACCUGCUUAAACACCAAGGACUUAUUGAUGAGAAUGAGUGGCGCUUUCUGCUGACGGGUGGUGUGGGUCUCGAUAACCCUCACAUUAAACCCUGCAACUGGCUGGCAAAGAAAUCCUGGGAUGAGAUCUGUCGCCUGGAUGAGCUGGAUGCUUUUAAAGGCCUGCGUAAGGACCUGGGACGCUUCAGUGAUGGAUGGAAAGAAGUGUACGACAGCAAGGAUCCUCAUCACGCACAUUUCCCUGGAGAGUGGCAAGAGAAACUAGUACAAUUUAAGAGAAUGUUGGUAAUACGCUGCCUGAGACCAGACAAGAUCAUUCCUAUGGUGCAGGAGUUUGUGUCCAGCAACUUGGGACAGCAGUUUAUUGAGGUGCCUCCCUUUAACCUGGGGAAUGCUUUUUCAGACAGUCACAGCUGCGCUCCCCUCAUCUUCAUCCUUUCACCAGGCUCUGACCCCAUGGCAGCUCUGCUGAAAUUUGGAGAUGAACAGGGCUUCACAGGCAACAAGCUGACCUCUUUGUCACUAGGACAAGGCCAGGGUCCCAUUGCAAUGAAUAUGAUUGAUGCAGGAAUGAAGGAUGGUACCUGGGUGGUGUUGCAAAACUGCCACCUAGCCACUUCCUGGAUGACAACGCUGGAACGAGUUUGUGAGGAGCUCAACCCAGACAACACUCAUCCAGACUUCCGUCUGUGGCUCACGAGUUACCCCUCACCUAACUUCCCUGUGGCUGUCCUUCAGAAUGGUAUCAAGAUGACGAAUGAGGCCCCCAAGGGCCUGCGUUCUAACAUUGUCGGCUCCCUUAAUAUGGACCCCAUCUCCGAUCCAGAAUUCUUUGACAGCAACUCAAAGCCGGCAGUGUUCAAGAAGCUUCUGUAUGGCCUGUGUUUCUUUCAUGCUCUUAUUCAAGAGCGAAGGAAGUUCGGACCCCUGGGCUGGAACAUCCCUUAUGAGUUCAAUGAAACUGACCUUCGUGUUUCAGUUCAGCAACUGCAUAUGUUCCUGGACCAAUAUGAAGAUGUGCCGUUUGAUGCUCUGCGCUACAUGACAGGAGAGUGUAACUAUGGAGGACGUGUGACAGAUGACUGGGACCGCCGGACCCUCCGUACCAUCCUCUCCAUCUUCUACAUAGAUAAGAUCAUUGAAGAUCCAGAAUACAAGUUUGACCCAAGCGGGAUAUACUACUCACCGCCUGAAGGAGAUCUUAUCAGCUACAUAGAGUACACCAAAGCACUCCCACUGUACCCAUCACCAGAAAUCUUUGGCAUGAAUGCCAAUGCUGACAUCACCAAGGACCAGGUGGAGACGCAGCUCCUCUUUGACAGCAUCCUGCUCACUCAGUCUCGGAUGACAGGUGGUGCUGCAUCCUCUGACAACCAGGAUGUGGCUACAGACAUUUUGAGCAAACUGCCAAAAGACUUUGACACGGAAGCAGCCAUGCGCAAGUAUCCCACCAGUUACAAUCAGAGCAUGAACACAGUGCUGGUGCAGGAAAUGGGUCGCUUCAACAAGCUUCUGCGAACAAUCCGUGACUCUUGUAUCAACAUUCAGAAGGCCAUCAAGGGGCUGGUGGUGAUGUCAGCUGAGUUAGAGGAAGUAGUGACAAGCAUUUUGAAGGGUCGUGUUCCAGGAAUGUGGAUGAAAAAGUCAUACCCAAGCCUCAAACCUCUCGGAGGAUACAUCAAUGACUUCCUGGAGAGGCUUAAGUUCUUACAGGACUGGUAUGACAAAGGCACACCACCUGUGUUCUGGGUGUCAGGCUUCUUCUUCACCCAGGCUUUCCUUACCGGAGCUCAGCAGAACUAUGCUCGCAAACACGGGAUGCCCAUCGACCUGCUCUCCUUUGACUUCGAGGUCAUGGAUGACAUAGAGUUCACUGAGCCGCCUGAGGAUGGUGUCUACAUUCGUGGUUUGUUUCUAGAUGGGGCUCGCUGGGACAGAGAAAAGAAGCUUCUAGCAGAAUCUUACCCCAAGGUCCUCAAUGACACCAUGCCAGUGAUUUGGCUGAAGCCCAUGAAGAAGCAGGACAUCCCUAAGCGCCUGUGCUACAUUUCCCCAGUGUAUAAAACGAGUGAAAGGCGGGGGACGCUGUCCACCACAGGCCACUCCACCAAUUACGUCAUCUCUAUGACCAUCGACUCAGCUGUACAACCUGAGCAUUGGAUUCGUCGUGGAGUUGCUCUGCUCUGCCAGCUGGAUUCAUAAAGGAUCAGUAAUCCACCAAUUAUAUAAAAAUAAAUAAAAACAUUGUCAGCUAAUACUGUUAACAAAAACACUCAUCUAAACUGUUAUACAGGUAACUAAAACAAUGUUAAAUUUACACUGAUCAGCCAUAAUAUGAAAACCAGUAUUAUAAUACUCAUAUUUUGUAUCUACUGCCUGUGCAUUUACAAUUCCCUCUGACCUGUUGAGGAAUGGACUCUACAACACUUUUAAAGGUGCCCUGUGGUAUCUGGCACCAAGAAGAUAAUAGCAGAUUUUUUAACAUUGUGUUGGAUGUUUAACAAUGUGUCCUUGUGAUGUAGGUUUUCCAGAGAUCAGACUUGUGAUUCCAUCACAUCCCUGGAAUGCUUGAUCAAAAGAAUAUCUGGGAAAUCAGAUCAACAGUUCAAUACUUUAACCUUUAUCAUGUUUUUCAAGCCAACGGUUUUUACAGGGUACACUACCUUUUUAAAAAAAUCUGACUGUCAUUAGGCAAUAAAGAUCGUGCCACAAUGGAUUUUUGUUCUAAAAGAAUGUUUUGGUAGAUGGCCAAGAACAUCAGAAUGUCAAAGUCUUGACUUGUCAAUCAGAUAUUUAUGCUUAGCCUUUUUUUCCUGCUUCCUACACAUCAACUUUAAGAACUGACUAUACAUUUGCUUCAAAAUCUAUCCCACCUUUGACAGUGCCAUUGUAACUAGAUAACUAUUAUUUAUGUAUUUAUGACUGAUGUACAGAUGUGGCCAUUAUGAAGUUUUCAGGCACAUGACGUAAGUUACCUGUAGGGGCAGUCAUGUUUCAAUCUUAGGUAUUGCGUAUCUACUGAAGACGAUAACGUGUUAAUUUCUCUUAGAUGGCUAUUGACAGCAAGCGACAGAGCUCAUAAACAUGUCGAGCUCAAACUGUAAAUACUGAUAUGUAUUUAUUCUUCAUUUUCUUCUCUCCUUAUAUUGCAUAAAUAAUGAUUCUUCUUUUCAAUUACUUUUUUCUCUUUGCAAGUGUUUUUGUAAACGAAAUGAUAUUGUA
Messenger RNA from Clarias gariepinus (North African catfish), 12963 nucleotides. Its product is annotated as dynein axonemal heavy chain 7-like. Gene Ontology annotation, molecular function: minus-end-directed microtubule motor activity; dynein light intermediate chain binding; dynein intermediate chain binding. The transcript has 62 exons. Gene Ontology annotation, biological process: microtubule-based movement. Bases 1 to 11943 code for a protein of 3980 amino acids. Gene Ontology annotation, cellular component: dynein complex. NCBI's taxonomy places the organism in Eukaryota, Metazoa, Chordata, Actinopteri, Siluriformes, Clariidae. The record is from RefSeq and is a predicted model, not a curated record.